Linepithema humile (Argentine ant) is the source of this 487-nucleotide messenger RNA. It is a transcript of the gene NdufV3, whose product is annotated as NADH:ubiquinone oxidoreductase subunit V3. Gene Ontology annotation, cellular component: mitochondrion. The record is from RefSeq and is a predicted model, not a curated record. NCBI's taxonomy places the organism in Eukaryota, Metazoa, Arthropoda, Insecta, Hymenoptera, Formicidae.
AUUCAUUCGUGUGUAUGAUCGGAGAAGGACAAUUCAUUGUCAAGAGGACUGAAGACGUUUAGACUUCAAGAAUAUUUUCUAACUGUUGGCCUGUUGUUUACAAUUGUCAUAGAAUGUUGCACGUAUUAGCGAGACAAGUGUCAUUACAGAGAAUAACAAUCAUUCCUUUACGGACAUUUAGUGCACAGAUUUCGGGCGAGAGCACUAGUCAAUCUACUGUGAGUACCAAUGUACCAGGUCUCAGCAAAAAUGUUGUCGAUAUACCAAACGCACCUGUAGGACCUAAUGCCUCCAAAGAUAAGGAAUACAAGAAUCCCGAAUAUUUCUGCUACCAUGUGGAUUCAUUCGGGGAAGCUGAAGCAGAAUUAGCAAAGUAUAGAUUGCCAGCACCAUCUAAUAAGAAACCGUUCCAUCAAUAGAUAAAUCCAAAGGAAAGAUGUGAGAUGUAGUGAAGCAAAAAAUAUAGUAUAUAAAAUGAUGAAUUUAA